ACGGAAGGCGGGGCUAAAGAAGCUUAACGGAAUCCAGACGCAAGUGAAAUUGUCCGCUCGCCUCGCUGCGAUGGCGGCGGCGCCGAACACAGUCACCCCGCUGGCGGCGGAGUCUUCCCCUCAGGAAGCUACCGUCUCUGCCGCCUCCUCCUCCUCCUACACCGCCUGCGCGGCGGCGGCGGCGGCGGCGGCGGCGGCAGCCGUAAUUGUUCCUGCCUCCUCCGCCACCUCCACCCCUGCCUGCCCGCCUGCCGGUGGCUUUGGCGGCGACGGCGGCGGCGGCGGCUUUGGCGGCUCCACAAUGGCGGCGGCGGGGAGGGGGGGCAGUAGUUUUAAAGUAGACACCCGCCCUUGCCUCAGAGAAGAUCCCAUUUGGAAUAAACAGAAAAAGGCUGAACUUUUUACAGAUAAGUUUUGUCAAGUAUGUGGAGUGAUGCUACAGUUUGAAUCACAAAGAAUUUCACAUUAUGAGGGUGAAAAACAUGCUCAAAAUGUUAGUUUUUAUUUUCAAAUGCAUGGAGAGCAAAAUGAAGUGCCUGAUAAGAAAACGAUGAUGCAUGUUGAUAAUUUUCAGGUGCAUAGGAAUGAAGGAGUAGACAAAAACAAAUUUUGUGAUAUCUGCAACAUAAUGUUUAGCUCCCCACAUAUUGCUCACUCUCACUAUGUGGGAAACGUCCAUGCUAAAAAACUGAAGCAAUUAAUGGAGAAAUAUGAUCAGGCAUCUCCACCAGGAUUUCAACCAGAGAUGGCAGGAGUGCCUCUUACUACUUCUGCAGCGUCAACCUUCCUGAAGCCCCUUGCUGUCAAGCCUCCUCCAGCAUUUAGUAUGAGAACCUAUGUUUGCCAUAUUUGUAGUAUUGCUUUUACAUCUUUAGAUAUGUUCCGGUCCCACAUGCAAGGAAGUGAACAUCAGAUUAAAGAAUCCAUUGUUAUCAAUCUAGUGAAGAAUUCAAGGAAGACACAUGACUCUUAUCAAAACGAAUGUGCAGAUUACAUCAACGUGCAGAAAGCCAGAGGACUAGAGCCCAAGACUUGUUUCAGAAAGAUGGAACAGAGUUCUUUGGAAACACACAGAUACAGAGAAGUGAUUGAUUCCAGACCCAGACAUAGAAUGUUUGAGCAAAGGCUCCCAUUUGAGACUUUCCGAACAUACCCCAUACCAUACAAUAUUUCACAAGCAGUGGAAAAGCAGUUGCCUCAUUCAAAGAAGACAUAUGACUCUUUCCAAGAUGAACUUGAAGAUUACAUCAUACAGAAAGCCAGAGGACUGGAUCCAAAGACUUGUUUCAGAAAGAUGAGAGAGAACUCUGUAGAUACUCAUGGACAUAGAGAGGUUGAUUCUGGACCCAGACCAAGAAUGUGUGAGCAAAGAUUUUCACGUGAGGCUUCUCAGACCUACCAACGACCAUACCAUAUUCCACCAGUGGAAAGCCAGUUACCUCAGUGGUUACCGGCUCAUUCAAAGAGGACAUAUGAUUCUUUCCAAGAUGAACUUGAAGAUUACAUAAAAGUGCAGAAAGCCAGAGGACUUGAGCCAAAAACUUGUUUCAGAAAGAUAGGUGAUAGCUCUGUAGAAACACAGAACAGAGAAAUGGUUGAUGUCAGACCUAGACAUAGAAUGUUGGAGGAAAAGAUCCCAUUUGAGACUUUUCAGGCCUAUUCAGGACCGUACAGUAUUUCACAAGCAGUGGAAAACCAGUUACCUCAUUGUUUAUCAGCUUAUGACAGCAAACAGAGACUAGAUUCUAUUAGCUACUGUCAACUCACCAGAGACUGUUUCCCAGAAAAACCAGUACCCUUGAGCCUUAAUCAUCAAGAAAAUAACUCUGGCUCAUACAGUGUGGAAUCUGAAGUUUAUAAGCACCUCUUCCCAGAAAACAAUACUAUUGACCCUCAAGCAGGUCAUAAACGGAAACAUCAGAAGAGAAGACGACACCUGGAAGAAGGCAAAGAAAGGCCAGAGAAAGAACAGUCCAAGCAUAAAAGGAAAAAGACUUACGAAGAUACAAAUUUAGACAAAGACAAGAGCAUCCGACAAAGGAAAAGAGAGGGAGAUAGAGUCAGGGUUAGUUCAGGAAAGCUUAAGCAUCGAAAAAAGAAAAAAAGCCACAAUGUACCUUCUGAGAGAGAAGAACGUAAGCACAGGAAAGAGAAAAAGAAAUCUGUUGAAGAAAGAACAGAAGAGGAAAUGCUUUGGGAUGAGUCUAUUCUUGGAUUUUGAAUGUUUAGUUUUGUUUACCCAAGGUUAAAUUGAAAAAACAGUAUGAAUUUAGAAAAAGACCACAACAUCUGAUAAAGAAAAGAAGAGGUAGAUACAGUCAGUGUCAGUUCAGGACACUUAGUUUUUUUGUAUAAAAAUUAAAACUGAAUUAAAAGAAGAAAAAAAAACCUAAACUUAAUAUCUGAAAAAGAACAUAAGAACUCAAGGAGAACAUAAGAGAAAAGCAAAACUGUUAAAGAAAAGAGAAGAGUCGGUGUUUUGGAAUGAGUCGACGCUUGUGUACUGAACUUUUAGUUUUGUUUACCCAAGGAUUAAUUGAGAAAAUCAGCUAAAAAAAUGGACUUAGACAAACACAAGAGGAUCAGAUGAAGAAAAGGAUAGGUAGAUACAGUCAGUGUCACUUCAGGAAAGCUAUUUUUAAAAAGCUUGUGAUUUAAUUGAAAGAAGAAACAACAACAAAAAAGCCUAAACCUAGCCUCUGAAAACUAACAUGAGAACACAAGAAGUUAAGAGAAAAAUAAACCUACUCAAGAAAAGACACAAGACACAUUUUUAACUUUUUAGUUUUUUUCCUUCAAAGUUGAAGAAAAAGUUAAAGAGUUGCUUUCAUAAAAUUCGUGUUAUUGGAAUUUUUCUAGGUAGAUGGCUACUUUAAUCUCUAAAAAAGCCAAGUGAAGUAAAAGUAUUCAAUAUGCUUUUUCCUCAAGUUACUUUCCUUCAUUUUCUUAAAAAAGAAAAAGAAUUAAGUGUUUCUCACAUAUCUCACAUGUAAUGAAAUUGUGUCUACUUCUGCUCAUCAAAUUGCUGUGAUAAUGAAUUAUUUAAUCAUGGGAGAUAAUUUAUUUUAAAGGACAGAAUUGCCAAGCAUUACAAAGUCAAUUCUUUGCUUGGUUUUGCUUUAGUGUUGGUGGUAUUCAAUUGUUGUUUUUCUGUGCUUACAUGUCUCCGCUUUCUUCAAGGAAUAUGUAUGAAAUAACUUAAACUGAUUUUUUUCUUCAUUCAGUCUAAUUUGCAGUGUAUUUUUUGCAUUUUCUAGUUCUGAACAUGGAAAAUGAAACAGUCUAUAAUAAACUUAGAUGAGAUAUAGUUUUAAAAAGCUCUCAAAAUUGCUGAUAUAAAAAGUCAGUCUAUAUUCUGGAGAUGUUAUAUUAAAGUGUUUUAAUUUCUA
Callithrix jacchus (white-tufted-ear marmoset) is the source of this 3389-nucleotide messenger RNA. RefSeq names its product zinc finger matrin-type 1 (gene ZMAT1). NCBI's taxonomy places the organism in Eukaryota, Metazoa, Chordata, Mammalia, Primates, Cebidae. Gene Ontology annotation, molecular function: zinc ion binding; nucleic acid binding. The record is from RefSeq and is a predicted model, not a curated record.